Musca vetustissima is the source of this 664-nucleotide messenger RNA. RefSeq lists its product as uncharacterized. The transcript has 3 exons. The record is from RefSeq and is a predicted model, not a curated record. NCBI's taxonomy places the organism in Eukaryota, Metazoa, Arthropoda, Insecta, Diptera, Muscidae. Bases 1 to 663 code for a protein of 220 amino acids.
AUGAUUGAAUCUACAGACACUCAAAAUCCCGCAAUCAACAAUACUUUAUCCCCAGUAUGGUUUUCACCAAGUUCCAACUCGAAAUCCCCUGCUGACUCCAAUGUACUGGCUUGUAAAACACGUUUAGAAACUAUAGCAAAGACUGCCGUGGAACAUUUUCAAAAAUGGUGCCUCACAGAUAAACGUGGUCUACAGUUGUGCCUACAUAUAGAAGCUAUAAAAACCAAAGUAUUAGAACAAAUGACUUCGACCACCAUGGAAGCUAAGAGUAACGAGGAAUUUACCCUGUACCCAGCAUCGAUGAAACCACACUGUAACAAUUUAUUAAUUAUUGCAACAAUAUGCAGAGAUAUUUCCGUAAAGACAAAGGAAUCAGUUAAACAAUUAAAAGCCUUAAGUAAACUACCUGGGAGCUCUAAUGAAAUAUUCUACCGCUCAUGGCAGUUAAAUGAGUUUGUGGAAUUUUUAUCAGAACUAGCAGAACGUUAUGAAAAGGAGGCGGAAAUUCGAUUAGCAGUGGCGGAAAAUCUUCCCCACUGUACAACAAGAGCUGAUCUUAUACGUUGGACGUCUGCCUGGGAAUAUCCCCAAUAUGUUGAUGCCUAUGUCCAUAGCUUAUUUAAAUUUUUUAACGAAGAAAUAGAAAAUAAAACAAAAAAUUAAU